Myodes glareolus (Bank vole) is the source of this 1950-nucleotide messenger RNA. The record is from RefSeq and is a predicted model, not a curated record. Lineage: Eukaryota; Metazoa; Chordata; Mammalia; Rodentia; Cricetidae.
AGUUGCCUUCUUUGGCCUCAGGAGUAGAUCUGGGUGGUGCAUAGCUGAUCUUCAUGGCCCAAGGGCCCUGGCAGUGCCUGGGUCUGAAGCUCCUCCUCCCAAGGCGGCCACUGUCCUGGCCUCACCCCUGCUUCGGGUGGGGCUUCCUCCAGGUCUUGCAUCUCUUAGUUCCUCAGAGAAGAGUCCAGAGAGUCAGACUUGUGGUGACCCUGCAGCUUCAGCUCGACAUGCUGCCGCUGCUGCUGCUGCUCUGGGGGAUGAAGGAGGUAGAGGGUGGGCCUGAGGCCAUAAAGGGUUACAGCCUGGAUGUGAAAAGGGAGGUGGUGGUGCAAGAGGGCCUGUGUAUCUUUGUACCCUGUGAGUUCUCCUACUCUGCCUACCCCAAGGGGAAAUGGAAUGACUCAGACCCAGCUCAUGGAUACUGGUUCCGGGACGGAGCCAAUACUGGGCAGGAUUCCCCAGUGGCCACAAAUAACAAAAGUCGGCCAGCACAGACUAGGACCCAGGGCCGAUUCUUCCUGCUCGGAGAACCACUGAAGAACAACUGCUCCCUGGAAAUCAGAGAGACCAGGAAGGAUGACGCGGGGUCAUACUUCUUUCGCCUGGAGAGAGGAAGAGAGGGGUUUAAUUAUGUUCGGAACAAGAUGACUCUGCAAGUGACAGACCUCACUAAAUCCCCCAAAAUCCUUAUCCCGGGGACCCUGAAGGCUGGCCGUCCCAGCAACCUGACCUGCUCUGUGCCUUGGGCCUGUGGGUCCCCCGCCUUCUCCUGGACUGGUUCCUCUGUGCCACCCUUGAGCACCAACACCGCUGGUUCCUCCGUGCUGACUGUCACCCCCCAGCCCUGGGACCAUGGCACCAGCCUCACUUGUCAGGUGACCCUGCCUGGAGCUGGUGUGACCACAAGAAAGACCAUCCGUCUCAACGUGUCAUAUGCUCCAAAGAAUCUGACUGUGACCAUCUCUCAAGGAGCUGACUCAGAAUUCAUAACCCCAGAGAACGGCUCCUCUCUUCCCGUCUCUGAGGGCCAGUCUCUACGCCUCCUCUGCAGCACCGACAGCAAUCCCCCUGCAAACCUGAGCUGGACCCUGGAUAACCUGAGUCUGUGCCCCUCGAAGCUGUCCAAACCUGGGUCCCUGGAGCUGUUUUUGGUACAUCUCAAGCAUGAAGGAGUGUACACCUGCCAAGCUCAGCAUGCCCUGGGCUCCCAACACUUUUCCCUGAGCCUGCAUCUACAGCGCGGUACAACUUUGUCUGAAGCGACGAUGGGGGCCUUCGCGGGUGCCGGCGCCACAGUCCUCCUCUGCCUGCUUUGCUGCGUCCUCCUCCUGGCGGUGAGAUCCUGUAGGAGGAGACCAGCCAGAUCAGCUGCAGAACCUCCAGAUCCAAAUGCCCUCAAGGGCUCGAUUUCUCAGAGUCCCCUGGUCGAACCCCAGGCAGACAACAGCUCUGAACCCCUGCCUUCCGCAGCUGAGACGCCAUCCUCGGCCACAGAGGAAGAGGUACAUUAUGCAUCCCUCAGCUUUCAUGAGAUGAAGCCCAGGAGUCCACAGGGGCAGCAGGACACCGCCACUGAGUACUCAGAGAUAAAGUUCCACAAGUGACCUGCAUGGCUGUGGCCAUGACUGGAGGAGCAUGGCUACCACAGGGUGAAAGAGACUCCGGAUCCUGCCUGGCUCCGGAGAAGGAUAGAGUCCACUAGAUCGAUGUGCACAGGACUUCAGAGCCAUUCCUCUAUCACACCAAAGUUCUGCUGCUGCUCACGCCCUGCACGCCUUGUCCACUGACUCCCAGGCUCUGACAACCACGGUUGUGCCCAGGAAACCAAAGCUUGACUUUAUUUUGAUUGUUUGUGUGUGGAUGUUUUGCCUGCUUGUAUGUCUGUGCACCACCUAUAUGCCUUGUGCCUGCAGAGGUCAUCAGAUCUCCUGGAACGGGAGUCACAGAGGU